AGAGGAGGAGAGGAGGAGGAGCGUAAGGGAUUGACUCAGUGAGGGAUUGAGCUCACUGUCAUGCGAUGUUGCGUUACCGGAUAGCGGUCACAUCGAACCAUUUCUCUACUUCUCCAACUCAGUAACGGCAGCCGAGGCGUUAGUGGACGAGGCGCAUCACACAGUCAAUCUGCAGCGGACACGUGUCCCUGUUUCAGCUGAGCAUUGGUUUCAGAGACAUGUCGAGGAGCUGCGCUACUGCCUGACGCGGCCUUCAUAUGUGAGUCUUCGUCUGCUACCAAGAGUCUCCAGCCACAGGACGAGGGGCGCGACUAGGACUGUGACCAUGUUCGAAGCAGAGGGGAUCUUCUACGUUAUUCUGGACGUCACCUGCGUUGUCUUUGCUGGACUUCCAUUUGCGAUCUUGAAUCUCCAGCAUAGUCCGUUCAAAAGAGGAUUUUUUUGCAGUGAUGACACCAUCAAGUACCCCUUCAAAGAAGAUACUAUAUCUUACCAGUUGUUAAUGGGAAUAAUGAUUCCAUUCGUGUUAUUUGUGAUUGUUUUUGGAGAGUGCCUUUCUAUAUAUCUGAGGUCCAGAUCCUCUUUCCUCAAUGACUACGUUGCAUGCAUUUACAAAUCAGUUGGCUCCUUUGUAUUUGGAGCAGCUGUAAGUCAGUCCCUGACCGACAUCGCAAAGUACACCAUUGGUCGGCUGAGGCCACACUUCCUGACCGUAUGCAAACCCAACUGGGGCCUUGUGGACUGUAAGUCAGGCUACAUAGAAAAAUUCUCAUGCACAGGAGACAAGACAUUGGUCAAUGAAGGCAGGCUUUCAUUUUAUUCUGGACAUUCAUCCUUUUCUAUGUACUGUAUGCUGUUCCUUGCAUUGUAUAUGCAAUCAAGAAUGAAGGGGCAAUGGGCACGGUUACUGCGGCCAACUCUCCAGUUCUUCCUUAUUGCUGCAUCUCUGUAUGUGGGCCUGUCACGAGUUUCAGACUAUAAACAUCACUGGAGCGAUGUUCUCACUGGAUUCAUACAGGGAGCCAUUGUGGCGCUAUUUGCUGUGUUCUGUGUGUCGGAUUUCUUCAAGGCUCAGCCCAAGGGACACAAAGAAGAAAUCUCACACACAACCUUACAGGAGACCACAAGCAAUGUUAAUCACUAUGGAAGCACUGAGGGAUGACAAGAAGGAGGAGACAAUGUGGGAAAUUACUAUAUCAUAUACAGUCUUGUGUAAAGGUUUGGGUCCUUUUUUUAUGUUAACACACCCUCUGUACUCAAAUAUGUUAAACCUAACAAAUAAAUGAAUGUUUACAAAAGCAUGAGAACAUGUAGUUUGACGAAGAGUGGCCAAAGUUUUGCAUGAGACUGUAUAUUUGAAAGAGGAUAUAUGACAAACAGAAAAGCUUCAGGAACAAUGGCCACUGUUGCUGCCAAUCAAUCACUGGCCUCCCUCAGUUUUAAAAUGGAUUUUAUACUGUAAAAAAUCAGCCAGCACUCCUGAACCACUGAACAUUCCAUUCAAAAUGGUUUUAGUUCUUGCAUCACUGUUACUAUAGGAGCUUAAAGCCAAAAUUGCCGUUGAAAAUUUUAGUGUUUCUGUUUUAUGAAGCUUAUCAUUCUCUAUAGUUUUCUCCAAGAGUUACAUAACACAUUUUAUGUCUCAGAGACUGAAUACCUUGUGGACUGUGUAUUAUUCACGUUCAUGACUCAUGCGUUAGGAGGAUAAUAUCCUUACAAUACAAUAUCCUUUCUAGGUUCCGAUGGGGAAAUUCUAUCAUUAAUGAUACUAGCAGCGCCUCACGAAUGUUGGGUGUGCACAUACAAGCGUUUCCAUGUAUAUGUGUGUGUAAUAAUACACUUUCCUAUAUUAUUACUGAGGAGUCACUGCCAUCUCACACCAAAUAUGGACACAAAGGGAGCAGAAUAAAUAAUAAAACGUGUCCCGUGGAGGACUGUGAGUGUUAGGAGGAACCCUGUUGAGCUUUUUUAGCAUCACGUUUUCAUUUUGUAUGUUUUCCGGUACGUGUCAAUAAGGGAAUGGCAAAUAUGGAGAAUGUGCAACAUCACAUUGAAUUUGCUUUCGGUGCAUUAUUUUUAUUUAAUUUGUUGUUUUUCUCGGCUUUAUUCUGAAAUCGUAAUGAAAGUGUAAUCUGUAACAUGCUUUAGAUAUGAAUGCCUAAAAGACUUUACAUGUAACCCUUGAAUUUGUCAGUUCUUUAGCUGGUUGCUACAAUGGUACAUCCCUGGCUGUAUCCACAUGUAUGUCAGGUUUUAUAAAGCAUUAUAAUCUCUGUUAAACAUGGAUGUUGUUUUGCCCAGCAUCACAUUAUAACAUGCUUUUGAUGUUUGUUC
Messenger RNA from Pygocentrus nattereri (red-bellied piranha), 2334 nucleotides. RefSeq names its product phospholipid phosphatase 1 (gene plpp1b). Gene Ontology annotation, molecular function: phosphatidate phosphatase activity. The record is from RefSeq and is a predicted model, not a curated record. Bases 326 to 1162 code for a protein of 278 amino acids. The transcript is spliced from 6 exons. Lineage: Eukaryota; Metazoa; Chordata; Actinopteri; Characiformes; Serrasalmidae. Gene Ontology annotation, biological process: phospholipid metabolic process; signal transduction; phospholipid dephosphorylation.